AUGGAUUUAGAUUACAAUGAUGAAAUAUUUAAUAGCGCUUUACUUGCUCUUGAAGAUAAAAUUAAAGCAUUGGGCGGUACAGAUUUAAAAGUCUUUGGACUUCCAGAGGUACACCGUGAUAUCAAUAACAGUUUAAAUUAUGAAAUAAUAAGAGAGACAUGUUACAACAUUCACCAACUAACAUCAUAUAUUGAAACAAAUGAACCUAAUCUGACUGACGAUCAAAGACUUGCUUUUGAAAAAAUUACAUCUGCAGUUUUUACAGAAACUGGUGGUAUAUACUUUUUGGAUACUCCAGGUGGAACAGGUAAAACGUACCUAAUUAAUCUUUUAUUAGCAAAAAUUAGACAAAUGGAUCUAAUUGCUCUUGCAGUAGCUUCCUCUGGCAUUGCUGCGACUCUCUUGAUGGGCGGAAGAACAGCUCAUUCAGUCUUCAAAUUACCAAUAAAUUUAUCGUUUGUUGAAAAUCCAGUUUGCAACAUCUCAAGAAGUUCAGAUAGAGCAAAAUUGCUUAAGAAAUGUAAAUUAAUUGUAUGGGAUGAAUGUACAAGGGCACAUAAGUUGGCAUUGGAAGCUCUUAAUACAACUAUGCAAGAUAUUUUUCAAAAUAACAAGUGCAUGGGUGGCGUAACUCUGGUUUUAUCUGGUGAUUUUCGCCAAACUUUUCCUGUUAUUCCACGAGGCACAAAAGCAGAUGAAAUGAAUGCAUCGAUAAAAGCAUCUUAUAUUUGGAAAAAUGUUCAAAGAUUUGGAUUGAAAACGAACAUGAGAGUUCUUCUUACAGGUGACAUUUCCACCGAGCAAUUCGCUCAGAACCUACUUCAUCUUGGUAAUGGAACUAUGACAAUUGAUAGUGAAGGAUUGAUAACUUUGACAAAUAUUGGUAACAUAGUAGCAACAAUCGAAGAUCUUCAAGAUAGAGUAUUUCCAAAUAUCGAAAGUAAUUUUCGUGAUAUUAAUUGGCUAUGUGAAAGAGCUAUUCUUUCUCUAACGAAUGAGGGAGUUAAGACGAUAAAUUACUAUCUGUUAAGGAAAUUACCAGGUGAAAUUCAAAUAUUCAAAUCUUUUGGCACCGUAAUUGAAACAAAUCAGGCAGUUAAUUAUCCAACAGAAUUUUUGAAUUCAUUGGAACCAUCUGGUAUACCAACACACAAAUUAGAGUUAAAGAUUGGUGCACCUAUAAUGCUUUUGAGAAAUCUAGACCCACCAACUCUUUGUAAUGGAACAAGACUGAUCGUGAAGAAAUUGAUGCCAAAUGUUAUUGAAGCAACUAUGUCUACAGGCCAAUCAGCCGGGAAAGAUGUCUUUAUCCCACGGAUUCCUCAUAUACCAUCAGAUGUCUCAUUCCAGUUUAAAAGAAUUCAAUUUCCAGUUAAACUGAGUUUUGGUAUGAGCAUUAACAAAUCUCAAGGCCAAUCUUUAAAAGUUGUUGGCUUAGAUUUACAAAGACCUUGCUUUUAA
This is a messenger RNA of Argiope bruennichi, 1461 nucleotides long. RefSeq names its product ATP-dependent DNA helicase pif1-like. The coding region runs from base 1 to 1461 and encodes 486 amino acids. The record is from RefSeq and is a predicted model, not a curated record. Gene Ontology annotation, biological process: telomere maintenance; DNA repair. Lineage: Eukaryota; Metazoa; Arthropoda; Arachnida; Araneae; Araneidae. Gene Ontology annotation, molecular function: DNA helicase activity. The transcript has a single exon.